GUGACAAAGUGAACGAGGGCGUGUAAAGGGGCCCUAACCUAGAAAGCUCAGCACGGAACAGAACAGACACCGAGGGAGACACAGCGAGAGGCCGAUCUGUGAGAGGUGUAAACAAUAUCCAGCUGGUGGCUACAGUUCUGCCUCUGGUUUUGCUGCCAUGCAUCCUGGGCGAACUACUGGUAAAGGGCCCUCCACUCACACUCAGAUUGACCAGCAACCUCCACGGCUUCUCAUUGUGCACAUUGCUCUACCGUCCUGGGGUGACAUCUGCGCCAACCUCUGUGAGGCUCUGCAGAACUUCUUCUCUCUAGCCUGCAGCUUGAUGGGCCCCAGCCGCAUGUCCCUGUUCAGUUUGUACAUGGUACAAGAUCAGCAUGAGUGCAUCCUCCCUUUUGUGCAAGUGAAAGGGAACUUUCCUAGGUUGCAGACCUGCAUUUCAGAGCUCCGCAUGUUACAGAGAGAAGGCUGUUUCAGAUCACAAGGCGCUUCUCUGCGGCUGGCAGUAGAAGAUGGGCUCCAGCAAUUCAAACAAUACAGCACACAUGUGACCACAAGGGCAGCUCUGACCUAUACCUCCCUGGAGAUUACUAUUCUGACUUCUCAGCCUGGAAAAGAGGUGGUCAAACAAUUGGAGGAAGGGUUGAAAGAUACAGACCUAGCCAGAGUCAGGAGGCUUCAGGUCGUUGAGGUCACAAAGGGAAUCCUAGAGCAUGUGGACUCAGUGUCUCCUGUUGAGGAUCCCAGCAAUGAUGAGAGUUCUAUUCUGGGAACUGACAUUGACCUUCAGACUAUAGACAAUGAUAUUGUCAGCAUGGAGAUUUUCUUCAAAGCCUGGCUACAUAACAGUGGAACAGACCAAGAACAAAUCCAUCUUCUUCUUUCUUCACAGUGUUUCAGCAACAUUUCCAGACCCAGAGAUAAUCCAAUGUGUCUGAAAUGUGAUCUCCAAGAGCGACUGCUCAGCCCAUCCCUACUCCCUGGCACAGCUGACGGCUCCUUGAGAAUGGAUGACCCCAAAGGAGACUUCAUCACACUCUAUCAGAUGGCUUCCCAGUCAUCGACCUCUCAUUACGAGCUCCAAGUGAUCAAGGCUUUAAAAUCUAGCGGGCUCUGUGAGUCAUUGACAUAUGGACUCCCGUUCAUCCUCAGACCUACAAGCUGUUGGCAGCUGGACUGGGAUGAGCUGGAGACAAAUCAGCAACAUUUCCAUGCUUUGUGUCACAGCCUGCUGAAAAGAGAAUGGCUGCUGUUAGCCAAGGGGGAACCACUGGGCCCAGGACACAGCCAGAGAAUUCCUGCCAGCACCUUCUAUGUGAUCAUGCCAUCAUGCUCCCUCACACUGCUGGUGAAGGCGGUGGCCACACGGGAACUGAUGCUUCCCAGCACCUUCCCCCUGCUACCUGAGGACCCACGUGAUGACAGUCUUAAGAAUAUGGAGCGCAUGCUGGAUAGCCUGGAGCUGGAGCCCACCUACAACCCGUUGCAGGUUCAGAGCCACCUGUACUCACACCUGAGCAACAUCUAUGCCAAGCCUCAGGGGCGGCUCCACCCACACUGGGAGAGCCGAGCCCCGAGAAAGCAUCCCUGCAAGACUGGGCAGUUGGAGACCAACCGAGCUCGAGCCACUGUGGCCCCCCUGCCUAUAACUCCUGUCCCAGGCAGAGCCUCCAAGAUGCCAGCAGUCAGCAAAUCUUCCUCAGAUGCCUUCUUUCUGCCUUCAGAGUGGGAGGAGGAUCCCUCAGGGCCCUAAGUCACCAGCACCAGAGCCCAGCUGCCCAGCUUAACCACAUCCAUGCUCAGGUUCACAUAAUGGCUAUCUGUGUGUGGUCAGACCUGCUUUCUAUCCACCUGAGCCUCUGUGAGUGAGGGCUGACUGGGAAACAGCGGCCUUCCCCUCCUCUGUUUCAGUGCUGUCCCACUCCUCAAGUCGGGAAGCGACACUUGAGCCUGUCCCUUCUCCAGCAAGG
Messenger RNA from Rhinopithecus roxellana (golden snub-nosed monkey), 1967 nucleotides. RefSeq names its product meiosis 1 associated protein (gene M1AP). The transcript is spliced from 11 exons. The record is from RefSeq and is a predicted model, not a curated record. The coding region runs from base 158 to 1750 and encodes 530 amino acids. Gene Ontology annotation, biological process: spermatogenesis; meiosis I; male meiosis chromosome separation. Lineage: Eukaryota; Metazoa; Chordata; Mammalia; Primates; Cercopithecidae.